This is a messenger RNA of Labeo rohita (rohu), 707 nucleotides long. It is a transcript of the gene clec3bb, whose product is annotated as C-type lectin domain family 3, member Bb. The record is from RefSeq and is a predicted model, not a curated record. NCBI's taxonomy places the organism in Eukaryota, Metazoa, Chordata, Actinopteri, Cypriniformes, Cyprinidae. The coding region runs from base 108 to 707 and encodes 199 amino acids. The transcript has 3 exons.
CUUAGGAUGAAGAACAAAUGCAGCAGGUUCUUAUUACAGCAGUUUUUCCUCUGUGAGCUGAGCUGAGAAACAGAGAUUCUCAUUCUCCUUAUUCUCCUGACUUCACCAUGAGACUCAGAGACGGCUGUCUUUUGCUGGGAGUCCUGCUGCUCCUUACACACGCCUCACACCAGCAGAGCACUCCCAAAAAGAAACCCAAUGCUAAAAAAGACUCAGAUACUCGAGCAGGUCCUGCUUUGGAGGACCUACAACAGCAGAUCAAUGACAUUGUGGUGGAACUGAAUCUUCUAAAGGAGCAACAAGCCCUGCAGACUGUCUGUCUGAGAGGCACAAAGAUCCCUGGUAAGUGUUUUCUGGUGGACUCCGUAAAAAAGCGCUACCACGCGGCCAAUGAAGACUGCAUCGCCAAGGGAGGAAUCCUCAGCACUCCACUGUCUUCUGACGAAAACACGCAACUCUACGAUUACGUGCGCCAGAGCAUCGGACCAGACGCUGAAAUCUGGCUGGGCAUCAAUGACAUGCAGACGGAGGGCGUGUGGAAGGACCAGGCGGGCUCAAACAUUCGCUACAAGAACUGGAAACUCCCGCAGCCCGACGGCGGAAGCGCCGAGAACUGCGCCGUACUCUCCGCCGCUUCCGGUGGGAAAUGGCUGGACGAGAGCUGUCGCGAUGAGAGAGCGUCCGUCUGCGAGUUCAACAUAGUCUGA